This is a messenger RNA of Penicillium argentinense, 1458 nucleotides long. RefSeq lists its product as uncharacterized. The record is from RefSeq and is a predicted model, not a curated record. Bases 1 to 1458 code for a protein of 485 amino acids. Gene Ontology annotation, cellular component: membrane. Lineage: Eukaryota; Fungi; Ascomycota; Eurotiomycetes; Eurotiales; Aspergillaceae. The transcript has 2 exons.
AUGGAGGAGAACACUGCUAGCAUCGCCCUCGUGGAUAAUACUGUCCCGUCGCAGCAGCCUAGCAACGGGGAUUCCCCGCAACGAUCUUCCACAACCGGUCGCCAGAGCCACCUCUCUCGACACCUCAGCCGCGUAUCGGUAUCAGGACAGCUCGCGAAGAGAAAAUACGCCAAAUGGCAGCCCGGACGACUUGGGGUUACAUCGGACGCGGAGACAUCUCUGAGCAGAGAAUCGUCACGGGUGCGGGGAUCAGCCUCAGCAGCGAGUUCAGGAGGUCCCGCCACCAGACAGCCCUCCCAACAAGAUAGCGGGCUGGGCCUGCAAGAAAGCGACACGGUCGACUUUGCGCCAACUCGAACACAGAGCCAUACGAAUGACACUACGAACAUCACCGGGGGAAAUAGACAAGCCCCCGCCUCCGGCGAGAAAAAGCCCGUCUCGGAAUUAGACGUGCUCUACGAAAACCAGCGUGGAUCGUUCAUCUUCGGUAUCCCGCUCUACUCGCACAGUUCAUUAUUGAACUUCGACCCAAGUGCCUGGAUGACCCAAGACAAGAGUGAAAGCCCCGUCAAUAUAACUAAUGCCCAACUCCCAGACCCAAGCUGGGAGUGGUCCUGGCGGACGUGGUAUGUCGACAUGUCCGGCGACGUGGACGAGCAGGGCUGGCAAUAUUCGUUCUCGUUCAGCUCGUCCCAAUGGCACGGCACACAUCCGUGGUUUCACUCGUGGGUGCGCCGGCGACGAUGGGUUAGAUUGCGGACGAAGAUCCCCGAGAAGCGCCCUCGUGGUCGAUCGGGAUUUGAGCAGGCGCAUAUGUUGACUGAGGAUUAUUUCACCAUCCAUUCUUCCAAGGUCCGCAGUCGAGAACAAAGUGUGACUGGGCUUUCGCGGGUGGAGUCAGGAUUUCUGAGUCGGGUCAGCACCAAGAUGGAUGAGGAGGCGCAUCUUGAGGAGAUUGGGGAUAUCCCGACUUUGAUGCAUGCCCUGAAACUUACCUCCAUUGAUCGCGAGAAGAUUGAUGUGUUGAAGAAGUUUGUGGAAGAGGGUGGUGAAGAGAUUUAUUAUUUGAAUGACAAGAUACCAGAGAUCAUGUCAACGUUCCUAUUCCAAGCUUCUCGCUGGCAAUUCGUCACCUACCUCGUCAGCGUCAUCCACCGACUCUCGAAAUCAAUCCCAGACCCGGAAAACAAGGACUCGGAAAGAAUAACGCGGAAGAAAGAUAACCUCAUUCAGGCAGUCGAAUCCGCCAAGCAACACGUCACGGGCCCGGACGUCUUCGCAGAUACCCAUGGCGACUCGGGAGGCGGGCUGUUUGACCUGACACCGAGGUCGCGACAUGAUAUUUUGCUUUCAAUCCGAGCAAAGGCUACAGAUGAACCUUUGCUUGUAACCAAAGCAAAGGAGAUUAGGGGUAUUCCAAAGGCUGCGGAGGUCGGUCGGGAAGCUCACAUUUAUUGA